Molecule: messenger RNA, 2683 nt
Organism: Poecile atricapillus (Black-capped chickadee)
Lineage: Eukaryota; Metazoa; Chordata; Aves; Passeriformes; Paridae
Product: intercellular adhesion molecule 5-like
Exons: 7
Coding region: 1-2559 (852 amino acids)
Biological process (GO): cell-cell adhesion
Cellular component (GO): membrane
Molecular function (GO): integrin binding
Source: RefSeq, a predicted model, not a curated record
AUGGGCCCCCCCGGUCCCCCCCCGCACCUUUUGCCCCCCCUCGUUCUGGCGCUCGCAGGGGUGGCCCGGGGCAACUUCACGGUGGUGGCGUGGCCGAGGGUGGCCGUGGUGGCCUUCGGGGGCUCGGUGGCCAUCAACUGCAGCCUGAGCUCCUGCCCGGGGGGCAACGGGACCCUGGGGCUGGAGACCCCCCUGGAAGCCACCCCCGGUUCCGGGGGGCUCCGCUGGAGGAGCUUCGUCCUCCCGAACGUGUCCCGGUGGCAACCGGGCCCUGUCACCUGCUCCGGCCGCUGCGGCGACAGCGAGGCCACCGCCAGCACCGAGCUGCUGGUGUACCAGCUUCCCCAGCGGGUUGUGCUGGAGCCGGUGGCGGCGGUGGCAGUUGGGGACAGCCGGAACCUGACGUGUCGCGUGCUGGAGGUGGCACCGCUGCGGAACCUGACGGUGACCCUGCGGCGCGGAGCCGAAACGCUGCGCACCGAGAGCUUCGGCGACACCGAGGGCAGCGCCAGCGUGGCCGUGAGUCACCUGCUGACCGCCACCCGCGGUGACCACGGCCAGGAUGUCACCUGCCACGCCGAGCUGUCCCUAAGGCCACACGGGCCGCUCUUCGCCAGAGCCGCUGUCCCCGUCACGCUCUCGGUGUUCGCUCUCCCGGAGCCUCCUCAGCUCCAGGUCCCCUCAAUCCUCGAGUCCGGAGCCGCUGUCACCGCCACCUGUCGCAUCCCCGGCGCCUUCCCUGCCGGCGACACCCGCGUCACCGCCUCGCUGGACCGGCAACCGCUGAACCUCACGGUGACGGUCACCGGGGACACGGUGACAGCCAGCACCGAGCUGUCCCCGCUCCUCCCGGGCCCGCGGCUCCUCACCUGCACGGCCGCGGUGGCCACGGCGGCGAGGACGGCUCGGCGGCAGCUCCACGUUUACCGAUUCCCAGCGCCCGUCCUGGAGCUGAGCCCGUCCUCCGCCGCUGCGGGCAGCGAGGUGACCGUCACUUGUCACACCGGGGCCACCGAGCCUCCCUCGGCGCGGCUGCAGCUCCGGGACAGCCACGGGCGGCUCCUGGCGGAGGGGCCGCAGCCCCGGUUGAACCUCACGGUACCGGCCCGGCGCCACGACAACGGCCGCCGGUUCCGGUGCCGCUCCAGCCUGGCGGUGGGUGACAGCGAGGUGACAAAAGAAGCUGAAGCUCGGCUGGAGGUGCUCUGUGAGUGCCGCGCCCACCGCCGCCGCCCCUCCGGUGCCGGUUGGCCCCGCUCCGAAAUGCCGGUUUAUUCCCGUAGAUCUCCCGGAAUUCCGGCCGGAGGCUGCCCCGGGAACCGCACGUGGCUGCGGGGGACGCGGGAGGCGCUCCGGUGCCUCGCCACCGGCAACCCCGAGCCCACCGUGGUGUGCGGCCGGCGAGGAGCGCCCGUGGCUACCGGGGAGGAGGAGCCGGUGACCCGAGCCCGGGCCGGGAUUUACCUGUGCAACGCCACCAACGCCUUGGGGACACGGAGCCGCCGCGUCACCGUGAGGGUGGAGUAUGAGCCCACGAUGUCCGAGUCGGGGUGUCCGGCACGCCGGGUGUGGCUGGAGGGACAGCGGAGGGAGCUGGAGUGUCGCGCUGAUGGGGACCCCGCGCCCAGCACGCGCUGCCACCGCGACAACCGCGGGGGGGACACCCGGGGUGGUGGCACCCGUGGUGGUGGCACCCGCGGUGGUGGCACCCGUGAUGGUGGCACUCGUGAUGGUGGCACUCGUGAUGAUGACACCCGUGAUGGUGGCACUCAUGAUGGUGGCACCCGCGGUGGUGGCACCCGUGACCGUGGCACUCACGGUGGUGGUGGCACUCGUGAAGGUGGUGGCAUCCAUGGUGGUGGCACUGACGGUGGUGGUGGCACUCAUGAUGGUGGCAUCCAUGGUGAUGACACUCAUGGCAGUGCCACUCGUGUCAGUGACACCCGUGGUGGUGGCACUCAUGAUGGUGACACUCACAGUCGUGGUGGCACCCAUGGUGGUGACAUCCAUGAUGAUGACACUCAUGGCAGUGCUACUCAUGUCAGUGACACCCGUGGUGGUGCCACUCACAGUGGUGGCACUCACGGUGAUGCCACUCACGGUGGUGACACUCACAGUGACAUCCGUGAUGGUGGCACCCCUGACCAUGGCACUCACGGUGGUGACACCCACGGUGGUGACACUCAUGAUGAUGACACCCAUGGCAGUGUCACCCAUGGCAGUGUCACCCAUGGCAGUGCCACCCACGAUGGUGCCACUCACAGUGGUGACACUCACGGUGAUGAUGCCACUCACGGUGAAGGUGACACUCACGGUGAAGGUGACACUCACAACGGUGACACUCACGGCGGUGUCACCCAUCCUGGAAGUGUCACCCGUGGCCGCAGCCCCCGCGAGUUGUCACCCGCGCUGACGGCGGCCGCUACGUGUGCAGGGCCACCAACCGGCACGGGGUGGCCACUCGGAGUGUCCUUGUCACCGUGGAGUACCGCCCCAGCAUCGCCGAGCGCGGCUGCCCCGAGCGGCGCCUGUGGCUGGAGGGGACCCCGGCCCAGCUGAGCUGCGCCGCCAGCGGGAACCCCCCUCCCCUCGUCAGCUGCUCCAAACUGCGCGACCCCCGAGACCCCCAAAACUCCACCGACCUCGGGGACCCCCGAGACCCCCCAAACGUCACCCGAGCCCA